Molecule: messenger RNA, 4515 nt
Organism: Mytilus trossulus (common blue mussel)
Lineage: Eukaryota; Metazoa; Mollusca; Bivalvia; Mytilida; Mytilidae
Product: chitin synthase chs-2-like
Exons: 13
Coding region: 163-4248 (1361 amino acids)
Cellular component (GO): cell periphery; cell septum
Molecular function (GO): chitin synthase activity
Source: RefSeq, a predicted model, not a curated record
UUUGAGAUCGUCCGUACAUUGUGUGUCGUUUAAAAGGAAAAAACUUCCGGAUUCAUACCUGCAUCUUCUAAAAUAAAAAUGCAAUUGAGCAUUUAAGGGUUACAUAAUAUUUGUACAGAAAAGGGACAAUAUUUGUUUACUCGUCAACAAUAUCAAAACGAAAUGGAAAGUGAGGACCAAGGAAGGAAAAGAGUCAACGGAUUAUCAAAUGCAAAAAUGAAUUACUGGGAUAUCUUCCGAAAGGAUGUUUCCGAAAACGAAAAUGAAAAAGCGUCCGGAGCAACAGAUACUUUACUAAGGGUCUUGAAAGUAGUGGCCUACUUAGUGUUCUUCGUACUUGUAUUUGGGGGAUCCAUCGUCACCAAAGCUUCACUUCAAAUCCUCACAAAUGAAUUUAACAAAGAAAAUAAAUCAAGAUUUUCAACAAAUUUAGCAAAAGAUGCCAUCGCCUAUUAUCUCCUGUUUAUUUUGACGAUUCCUGACGCUGUUAAGCUAUUGCUGUCAUUAUUCAGAUUUGUGUUUGGAAAACGUGCGUUACCAACUAUUGCACAGAUGGUUGUUAUGGUUGUUAAAGAAUGCCUACACAUGUUUUGUCUAGCAAUAAUCGUUUUCUUGGUUAUGCCAAAACUUAACUCUAUUGAAGUGUGCGCUUUCUUGGCUGGAAUGCCAUUGGUUCCUUCAAUUCUUCAUACAAUUUCAUACCGAAGGAAAUGUACCAAGAGAUUUUGUAAACAAAUCUUAAAUAUUCUUUCAAUUUUACUGCAAGCAGCAGCCGUAUGUGCAGUCCCACUUUAUAAAUCUUUCAAGGACCAGAUAACAACGGAAGAAACAUUCUGGAUGAUAUUCUCUUCUGUUCUUGUGAGUGUUCGAUGGUUUGAGACUUAUUUCAAAUAUUCUAGUACCUCAAGAGUGUUUAAAACAUUAUUUGCUUAUGAGAACAGAAUUGAGACACACUGUGCGUCAACGCUAGUUACUAGCUUCAGUCGCCUUGUUCUUAUUAUCGGUCUGUUCCCCACUUAUUUUGCGCAAAAUAUCCAUCGACCAGAAAUUGCUUUCGAAAUGAAACCAGAGCUUCACAUUGAAUGUUCAAUAUCUCAGUUGAACAGUACUAGGUGCACACAUUAUGCUGAUCCUUCGCUGAUGACGCCGUUCCUUGUUCAUUUCUUUGUGUGUAUGGGGCUGUAUUAUGCGGCAGUAUUAGCCACUAAAGUGUGCAUGGAUCGAAUUUGUUUCUGUGUGGCACUAGCUUUAGGUGCUCCAGUAUAUGUUGGGAUAAUUGUAAUAUCACGAGUAACCGACAACUGGAUAUCUAAUACUUUCAUUAAAGAUGUUGAUAAUAUGGACUUAUACGUCAUGGUCGCCAUUUUCGUCAUAGCAUGGUUAUCGCAGUUGUGGAUUUGCCGUCAUAUUUGGUACAGCCCACACAACAGACUGACAUUUGAGUACAAAUUAUUUGUCCUACCCCAUUACUGCAGUCCGAUAGCGGAUAUUUCUUUAUUACACAGCAGGAGGAUUGUGUAUGGUACAACCGAGUCCAAGAAAUACGAAGAAUCUAUACCGACGAAGGUCUAUAUAUGUGCAACGAUGUGGCAUGAAAAUAGAACAGAAAUGAAGCAAAUAAUGAAAACUUUAUUCAGGUUGGAUAUGGACCAAGCAGCCCGAGAGAUAGCCAAGUAUGAAGUUAAAGUGCCAACUAAUCGUAGUCUGUUCGGUUCUAAACUGGACAAAGAUGCUAUCAACAGAGACUACUAUAGAUUUGAAGCUCAUAUAUUGUUUGAUGACGCUAUGGAGACUAUAGAAGAAAAACGUGAGCCUAAUGAAUUUGUGAAACAGCUAAUGGAAAUCAUCACUGAAGCUGGAACUGAUGUUUAUAAAAUACCGAUAAAUAUGUUACCUCCGGACAAAGUUGUUACACCCUAUGGUGGAAGACUGAACUAUACUCUACCUGGAGAAAAUAAGCUUGUUGUUCAUCUUAAAGACAAGGACAAAAUAAGGCACAAGAAAAGAUGGUCACAGAUAAUGUACAUGUAUUACUUGCUUGGAUAUAAACUAGUGGAAAAAGAAAUAAGCAGUCCUUUAGAUGAAGAUUUUGAAAGCGCAUCAUCAUUAUUUCACGCAUUACCGAAAGACAUAGUUCAACAGGCAGAAAAUACAUAUGUCAUGGCUUUGGACGGUGAUGUAGAUUUUUCACCAGAAGCUCUCCAGUUACUGAUCGAUAGAAUGAAGAAAAAUCCAAAAGUCGGAGCAACAUGUGGCCGCAUUAAACCAGGAGGAUCGGGUCCAGUGGUUUGGUACCAGAAAUUUGAAUAUGCUAUUGGACAUUGGUUGCAAAAGUCAGCAGAACACGUCUUUGGAUGUGUAUUGUGUAGCCCUGGAUGUUUUAGUCUUUUCCGAGCUAAAGCUUUGAUGGACGACAAUAUCAUGAGGACAUAUGCCAGCAUGCCAACAGAACCAAAACAUUACCUGCAGUAUGAUCAAGGGGAAGACCGUUGGCUCUGUACAUUAAUGCUGCAACAAGGUUAUCGAAUAGAGUAUUGUGCAGCUGCGGAAGCAGUCACAUUUGCACCUGAGGAGUUUCGAGAAUUUUUCAAUCAAAGGCGAAGAUGGAUGCCAUCAACAAUGGCAAAUAUUUUGGAUCUUCUAACAAGUUACAAGCGUACAACAAGAAACAAUUCAAACAUUUCCUAUCUUUAUAUUUUCUAUCAAUGGAUUUUGUUUCUGUCGUCUAUUCUUGGACCAUCUCUUGUAUUACUGGCAAUGCGGUCUGCUAUUAGUUCUGUUUUUAAGGAUAGUGUUAGUCCAUGGGUUGCUUACCUUCUGAUUUAUGGUCCUACUUUAGUUUUUAUUUUCAUCUGCCUAAAAUGUAAAACACAGACACAGUUGACAGUUGCAAUGGCUCUAAGUGCAAUUUACGCAAUGUUUAUGAUGGCAGUUUUAGUUGGAACCGUUGUUAACAUAGCAGAAGAGGGAAUCUUUACUCCAACUGCUGUUUUUAUGUACGUUCUUAUUGGAAUCUUCCUAAUAGCAGGUCUUUUUCAUCUUCACGAAUUCACAGAUUUAUUCUGGGGACUUUUGUACUUCGUGUGCAUACCAGCCGGAUAUUUGUUUUUAAUUGUAUAUGCAAUAUGUAAUCUAAACAACGUAUCUUGGGGGACACGAGAAACACAAACGGCGGUUCUCGAGCAGCAGUUUGAUGGCAAGCGAAAAAAGAAAACAGAGGAAGAAUUUGGAAUUGUCUCUGAAGAUAUCCUUGAUGAUAUUCUGAAGCAAAUAAAGACAACAAAAGUUAAAAAUGCGUCAUAUUCAGAUCUAAUUCCAUCGUAUUUUCAAUGGCACAAUAAUCUUGUACUAUUACGAUCUUUAGAAAGUGUGCAGAACAUUGUUAAAAAUACUGAAUCGACAAUACCUGACGAUGGUUCUGAUCUACGACAAACGAGAAGAAAACGGGUAAGCCUGGCACAAACAAUCAAGGACAAACCAGAUUCGGAAUCUGUAGACGAUACAUCCUGGGCUGAAGAUCAUGGUCAAACAAAAGAAUUACAGGAUGACGAGAAAUUAUUUUGGAAGGACCUUAUUCUGAAUUAUCUGAAACCAAUAGAUUCGGAUAAAAAGAGAGAAAAAGAAAUAGCUCGAAGUCUUAAAGAGUAUCGAGAUAAAGUAGCCUUUGCAUUUUUCUUCGUAAAUGCAUUGUGGGUUGUCGUUAUGUCUGCAAUGAAUGAGGUUAAAGGUCAGUUGAACAUAAAAAUUCCAGUAAUUGGUAGUAACACUGGCAUUGAGCCACUUGGACUUAUGUUUUUGUCAAUAUUUGCCCUUCUUCUCUUUAUGCAGUUUAUUGGUAUGGUGCGACAUCGAUAUGGUACACUCCUUCAUGUUUUGUCAGCAACAACUCUGAGACAUACUCAGGGAAACCCGGAAUCAAUAAUCAACCGAAUAAAAGAUAUUUCUUCCAUUUCGCCGGCCAGUGAGCCAGAAUUUGUCACCACCAAAUUGAAUCACGUAGGCCAAAGUGGUGCUUCGGAUACAUCAACAGUGGACAUGGAAGAAAUCGAUCAAAUUUACGAGAACAUCUAUGACUUAAGGUCGAAGAAGAAAAAUGAGCUCGGGAAAUCAGUCAAAAGACCUACAGCUCAUCUUUCCAAUAUGCCAUUUGAUCUGAAAAAGACAUUCCGUACAAAUGUUAAGACUAUGAAACGGCAACACAAUGGCAAUAAAAGGUAUAAGCAAAAAACAACUGAAAACAAAGUUUAGAAAUUAUAUGCAAAUUGAUUCGGUAUCAUUGGAGAAUGUCGGAGACAAAGACUAUCAACGGUUAAUAAGACGGGAUUCACUCGCAGGAUUAUAUUGAUGUCAAUUUAAUUUCAAUUUUUCAGUUUAGAUAAUUAUAUAUUUUGGUAAACUUUAGUAAAAUCUCGUCCAAGCAAAGUUAAUCGUUCACGGUUUAAAUGCAUGUUGGUUUUUAGUAUAAUUUAGGUAACCCAAGUUAUGGUUCCAACUUCUUAAAGUAAAGUUGAACUU